ACUGCAACUUGGUAUCAUAUAUCGUGAAUCAAUAGGCAAAUACACACAUCAAGUCGUCCAUCAUGCCGAAACCAACCAUCCCUUACAUAGGCUCUUACGAUGAUCUUCGAGAACUUCAUCUCCUUCACCACAUCUUCUCCCUCCCAAACCUCGACUCUAUCCGCAACAACCCCAAAGCCGUACUGGCCGAGAUCGACAAGUUCUCAGCAGCUCCCGAGAGGCAUAUGAUGACGAUCGGCCCCAACAAGGGCCCAUUCAUCGAGAACCUGAUUGUCGAACGCAAACCCUCGACUGUCGUCGAGCUAGGCGGGUUUAUUGGGUACUCUGCCAUCCUAUUCGGCAACGCACUCCGCUCUGUGGGUGGUAAACGCUACCUAAGUCUAGAAAUAAACCCCGUCAAUGCUGCCGUUGCCAAUCAACUUGUUGAGCUCGCCGGUCUGCGCGAUAUUGUGACUAUCCUCGUCGCCCCGAGCCACAAGUCUAUCGCGCGCUUCGUCAGGGAAAAUUCUAUUGACCAUAUCGAGUUCUUGUUCCUGGAUCACUGGAAGGAUCGCUACCUGCCGGACUUGUGGCUGAUCGAGAGCUUAGGGCUGCUGAAACCGGGCGUCUCGGUGCUGGCUGCCGAUAACUGUCUGACGCCAGGCGCGCCCGAGUAUUUGGCAUGGGUCAGGGCGGCACCGGCCCAGAAGGCCGCGCUGUUGAAGGAGCAUCGGUUUCCGGGGAAUGUGCUGCAGGGAGAGGACUUGAUUAAGGCGAUCAAGUCAGGCGUGGAAGAUGUGGAGUUGGAAGAUGUUCCGGGAGAUGCAGGGUACUUGUAUGACACGAGUAUUACUAAAUUCCAGCACAGAUCCGGCCGAGUGGUGAGUCUUCAUACAUCUUUUUUUCUUCUUCCAACUUUGAGAUUGACUGAUAAUGUGCAGGAUGGUGUUGAGGUUACUAAGGUUAUUGGGAAAGAGUAGAUUGUUCUGGUCAAUCUGGGAGCCGAAUUAUCUUAUCUUAGUUAGUCCGUGAAUGAAGGUCUUCUCGAUCACGUCAUGCAGGCAUGGCUGGAAUUGUUUCGCGAUAAUUAAUUCCUCGGAAUACCCGAGUCUGUCUAUAU
This is a messenger RNA of Talaromyces proteolyticus, 1099 nucleotides long. Its product is annotated as putative O-methyltransferase. The coding region runs from base 63 to 959 and encodes 298 amino acids. The record is from RefSeq and is a predicted model, not a curated record. Lineage: Eukaryota; Fungi; Ascomycota; Eurotiomycetes; Eurotiales; Trichocomaceae. Gene Ontology annotation, molecular function: O-methyltransferase activity. The transcript has 2 exons.